Messenger RNA from Daktulosphaira vitifoliae (grape phylloxera), 6453 nucleotides. It is a transcript of the gene Root, whose product is annotated as rootletin. The transcript is spliced from 22 exons. Bases 432 to 6305 code for a protein of 1957 amino acids. NCBI's taxonomy places the organism in Eukaryota, Metazoa, Arthropoda, Insecta, Hemiptera, Phylloxeridae. The record is from RefSeq and is a predicted model, not a curated record.
GCACGCUUAAUGCAAUUUUUCAAAGCUUUAUUCUUUAAUCGCUUCUUGCUGUCAACUUUCAAAACUUUUAUGAUUAAUAUUAUUAUGAUCGCCGUAAAAUGUUGAAAUCGUUUCACCCUCGUAUAUUUUUUACAAGCAUAAAUAAACUAGCGCCAGUGCCAGUUAUGAAAUCGCAUUUAGUUUUCAACGCCACCCUCAAUAUAUGUUUAGAGCUCACACAAACCGUACAAGAUAAAUUUAUCUGUUCGCUUAAUCGCUCUCGUUUAUUAUAUCGUCAUAAUAUUUUUACCUGUCUGCUUUUUCCUUCUAUUACCGCCGUUAUAGUAAACAAAUCAAUGAUACGGGUAAAACAUUAUGAUUUAAUAACCUGCCGAAAUAUGCAUAAGUCAUGCAAUCCGUAACUUCGCCUCGAGGGUUUACUGUCGUGUGUCAUGGAAUCGGUGGGGUCACGUGACCAGAGCUAUUUGUCUCCGUAUCUGUCGGCGAGAUCACGGUUACCACUUUGCCUACCCGAAGACUCCGCUGUAGAGAUGGCACUGGCACCUGAAUCGUCUAAAAUCGAACAACAGUCGCAAAAGACGCUCGUCGUCGAAGUGGUGUCCCUGAAACCGAUCGAGAAAUUCCGCAGGGCCGUUGCAAAAAUGCCUAGGUUCUCCAAAAAAGAAAUUGCGACGCCAUCAAAAUCUAGAGGCGUUUCGAAGGUUCUAGGCACGGAUGGCGGUAUAGUUCGAUUUGACGGGGGAAGGGCAAGUUUGAGGUUGCCGUCGUCGAGUCGUAACGUACCAAAAUCCGAACCUAUGGAUUUAAUAAGGGAGAACCAGGCUUUGCACGAGCGCCUGCGGGAUGAGUCGGCUCGUUAUGAAAGACGUUUAGAUACAUAUAAAUUGGCACAACAGAGACAAGCUGUACUUGUCAGCAGAUUACAAGCAAAGGUAAUGCAGUACAGGGAGCGGUGUACUGAGCUCGAAAGAGAAAUGCGUAGCAGUAUUCCUGCCAUCGAUAAUGUUAGAAACUAUCGCGACUCUAUUAGAGAUUAUCAGUCAUUAGAUUUGGAUUCAGCUCUACGAGCUCUCGAACAAGAAAGAACAAAAUCCGAGAAAAUUAUGGAAUUGAAUUCUACUCUUAGAGAACAAUUAGAUGAUGCUCAGACAAGUAAUGAAACCUUAACAGCUGAUUUACAAAAACUAACGAGUGACUGGGAAAAAAUGAGAGAUGAAAUGAAUGCUAAAGAAGAUGAAUGGAAAGAAGAAGAACAAAUGUUUAAUGAUUACUGCUCUUUGGAACAUGGAAGAAUGAUGAACCUCUGGCAAGAUGUUGCUCAAGUGAAACGUAUGUUUAAUGAAAUGAAAUCAUCAACUCAGCAAGAUCUGAAUAAAUUACGAGGUGAGCUUUCAUUAGCAUCAAAUGAAAUGGUGAAUACAUGUAGUGGAAUUGUUAAUACUGUUAAACGAUCAACAUAUUCUGAGGAAAAGCAAUAUGAACAAAUUGUAAAAGAAAAUAAUACAUUACAAAAUAAAUUGGAGCGGUUACAGCACGAUUAUGAUAAUUUAAGCUCUCAAUUAAGACAAAAAGAAAUGCACCUUGAAGACUUAAAAGCAAACCUUUCAGAAAUUGAAGACAAAUACAAUGAUGCUAAUAAAAAUGAACUAGAUUCUAAUAAUUUACGCACGGAUGUAAAUGUAUUAAUGAAUGGAAUGCAAGAAAUAAUUAAAGUCCUUCAAAAGGAUAAAGACAUUUUUGGUGACUUUAUUAAGCCUCCAGCUAUUCCUCACUUUCAUCUUAGUUCUGGAAUAAUUAAAACUGAUCUAAAUAUUAAACCAGUAACAGCGACAAGCAGUUUUGUUGAUAGUACAUUAUCAGCUGUGCAAGCUAUUGUUUACAGAUACCAAACAAAUAUCCAUGAGCUGCAAGUUCAAUUGUCAUCUUGUGUUGACAAAAUGUCAGAAACAAAAAAACAUUGUGAACAGUUAGAAGUAUUAGAAAAAGACUUACAAGUUAAAAUUGAUGAACUUGGAAAAGAAUUAGAUGAAUGUCGUUCUAUUAACUCUCGGCUAAAUCAUGAACGAGAUUCACUGACUGAAACAAUUGAGAGAUUACGAAAUGAAGCUCAAUCAUUGCAGAAAAAUAGAAUGCAUGUUAGCGCUGUGGUUGAAAAUAUGAAUGAAGAUUAUGAUAAAGUACAAAAAACAAAUGCUAAACUCCAAAAGUUGAAUGAUACAUUAGAAGAUGAAAAAAUGUUCCAACAAGGAGAAAUCGAUAGACUUUUAAAAGAAAUUGAUUUAAGAAUUUUAUCAGAAAAUGAAAUUCAAGAUAGGUGUAGUUGUUUGAAAGAAGAACUUAUAAGUGUUAAAGAAGAAUUAAAUCAAGUUUAUUUAGAUAAAGAUCUAUUAGAACAACGUUGUCUUGAAUUUGAAGUUUUACAAGCUAAAAUGGAAAAAAUUAAAGGUGAUUUAGAAUCUGAAAUAGAAAAACUCGCUUUGGAUAGAACUGAUUGUCAAGAAUCACUGGCUAAAGCAGAAUCAUUAAUCCUCGAUGGGACAACUGAAAAACAAAUAUUACAAAAAGAACAUGAUAAACUAUCUGAAGAAAAAAAAAAUCUUCAAAGUCAAGUAGACGACUUAUCUGGCGACUUGAUUGCAUUGCGUAAAGAAAUAUUACAAAUGGAGCAAGACAAACAAGAUUUAAAUAUUGCGUUAACAAAUGCUACAGAGAAAUGGAAAGCAUUAUCUUUAGAUAAAGAAAAAUUGGAGACAGAAUUAGAAGACAUUUUAAAAGACAGAACUCACAUAGAAGAUCAAUUAUCAAAUGAUAAGCAUAAAAGAAAAGCACUUAAUGAAGAAAUUAUAAGACUGAAUCAAAAACUUGAUCACACAUUAGAAACUAAUUCUAGAUUAAAUAAUCAAUUGCAAAACAUAUUUAAAGAAAAUGAACAAAAACAGAUUGCUCUUGAUGGGUGUACAAAGCAGUUGCAUAAUACAGAAAAGCAACUGUCAUCACUUCAUGGAGAAAAAGAAAAUCUUGAAGCUAUUUUGUAUGAUAUACAGAAUAAUUUAGAAGUAUCAGAAAAUAGAUGUAAACAAAUUGAGCGUGAAAAACAAGAUUUAUUAAUAAAACAAGAAACAAUGAGAGGUGAAAUUCAUCGAUUAUGUAAAGACAUUGAAAGUUGUGAACAAAUAGCGAAUAAUACAAAAGCUGAACUCCUACUUCAAUAUAGAACCUUAGAAACUGAAUUUCAGCAAACAAUUGAUACAUUAAAAAAGAAAGCUGAAGAAGAUGUUUUAAAAUUAAUUAAUGAAAAAGAAGCUUUAAAAAAUAAUUAUGAAAGAAAAAUCCAGGACGAUUUAAAUCGAUUAGGAAAAACAAAGGAUAAUGAAAUUGAAAAACUUAAACAAAAACUGGAUAUAUUACAAAAAAAUAUAGAAACUAUAACUCAGCAGCAUGAUGAAGCUUUAUUAAGAGCUGAAAAUGAAAAACAGCAAACUCUAUUAUUAGUUCAUAGAGAUCAAAAAGCCAUAAUAAGUAAAUUAGAAAAUGUCAAAAAAGAAUUGGAAGGAGAAAAAGAAGGCUAUGAACGUUCACUAAGAGAAACUCGUGGCAAGCUAGAAAAUGAAAAAGGAAUAGUAAUCUCGCUGCGUGAACAAUUAGCUAAAAUAAAAAAUGAACUUAACGAUAUGAAAAUGCAAUCUGAAAGUGAAAAAAGACUUUUGAUUGGCCAAUUAGAUGAAAUUCAAGAAGAUCGUGAUAAAAAUAUUCAACAAUGUAUGGAGGUUAAAUCUCAACUCGCUAUAGCUGAAGAUAAAUUGGAAAACUUGCAUUCUCAUUUAAAUGACACUAACCGUAGACUGAAAGAAUCGGAAUCUGUUGCUGAACAUAUUCGAAAAGAAUUAAUGGAAACAAGAAGAAACUUGAAUGAAAUUAGUGUUGAAAAAGAAAAAUAUCUUACCUCUAAUAAAGAGUUACGAGAAAUCAUCAAACGAUCAGAGAUUGAUAAGCGUGAACAAGGGAGAACCUUGGAAGAAGCAAUACAAAAGAUUACAUUAUUAGAUGAGAAGUAUAAUCAGGUUGAAAGUGAACGAAUGCGACUAAACGCAGAAUGUAAAGAUGCUAUUAAACGAUUAGAAGAAACAGAAAAAACAUGUAAAGCUCUUCAAGAAGAUUUACAGCGUGCAGCUGUAACAGGUGAAUCACGUAGAAAUGAACAAAAACAAUUGCAAACUAAAUUGGAUGCUGAAUCAGAAGAACGAGAAAGAGCUUGUGAACAUGUUCAACAACUCAAAAGAAAAGUUAAUGAGUUGGAAGGAAUAUUAGAUGGUUAUGAACAAGAAGUUAUGAGAUUGCGUCAUCGUAUUGAUGAAGAUGAAAUGCGAUGGAAAACCCGUGAACAAGAAUUACUUGAUCGUCUUGAAGAUGAAGUAAGUCAUGAACGUAAACUAGAAGACCAAAAACACAAUCUUGAAGUUUGUUUAUCAGACCAAAGUUCACAAAUUCAAGAUUUAAAAUGUAAAUUAGGGACAGCUGAAAGUCGGUUAAGGUCAACUGAUACACAAUUAACUGACCUGGAACGAAAUAAAAAAGAUGUAGAAAAUAGAUUAAGUACAAUUUGGUCUACUUUAAAACGUGUUACCGGUAUGCAAGCAGAUGGUUCUGUUAGAAUUAGAAAGUGGAGUCCUAGCAGAAUGCUAGAUGGUACUUCUGAACCCAUUCAUUCUGAUGGAAAAAUAAUAGACCCUGAAGUAAUUAAAAAAGGAGCUCGAAAUCUCAUGCAACAGGUAGCUCAAGUAGAACGUGAAAAAGAUGAUUAUAAAUCUCAAAUUGAGACCAUGGGCAAACAACUUGAAGAAAUAGAGGACAUCCAUAAAAAAACUGACACUAAGUUAAAUUCAACAAUUCAAGUUCUAAGAAGACUCCAAGAUGAUAAAGUUGAUUUAGAAUCAAAAUUAAGCCAAAAACAAUCAUUGGUUUCUUCUCAGGCAGCUGAAAUAAAAGACAAAAGUGAUGAAUUAAAAAAGAAUAAAGAAAUCUUAAACAAUCAAGAGACAAUAAUAUAUGCUGAUCAAAAUGAAAAAAUGAAAUUAAAAGAACGUCUUGAAAAGCUUAAAGUUCAUUUGAGUCAAUUAGAGACUGAAAAAAUACAUUUGCAAGAUGAAUUAACUCGUACUGAAUCUAAAGCAACAAAAUUAGAAAUAAUUAGAAUUGGAUUAGAUGGAGAUUUGCAGCGUUUACAAAUGAUGCUGCAAGAAAAGGACAGUGUUAUAGAAAAACUUGAAGAAAAAUGUGAAAAUCAUUCUAAAGCAGCUUCUACACUUGAGGAAAGAUGUGCUUCACUAAAUGCUGCCAUUGAGCGUCUAAAUACUUCAUUAGCACAAGCUUCAGUUAAUGAAUGUGAUUUAAAAGCUCAAAUUCAAGCACUUCAAAGAUCACUACAUGAUGCUUCUAUUAGCUCUGUACAACAUAGUGAUAAAUAUAAACAACUACAAAGAGCAUUACAAACUUGUGAAAAUGAAAAAAAAAUUGCUCUUGAACGUUUAGACAUUGCUCAACAUAACUUAGCUGAUUGUCGGCGUGAUCAGCUAUCAGUUAAUGAGUCUAUUUUGAAACUACAAAUGGACUUAGAAAACAAAGAAGUACAAAAAUCUCACUUAGAAGCCCAGCUCAGAGCUUUGGGAAACAAAUCACUGCCUAGACUCUCAAACAAAGAUGUAUUUGAUGAGAGUACUGAUCUUAAAAUAAAACUUCAGUCACUCAAUGAUAAGGUUUAUUUACUAGAAUCUGAAAAACGCAGUUUGGAAAAAAAAGCUCUCUCAAGAAGUAAAAGUUUUGAAAGAGUUGAUCAUGAUGGAAAAUAUGUUCAUGGUAGUCCUUUUUAUGUUGAACAUCGAGAAUUGAAAACUAAAUGUGAAGAUUUAGAAAAAAAAUUAUAUGAAAAGGAGCAAGAGUUAAAAAAUAUGAAAAUAUCCUCUAUAGAUUACUGCUCCACAAUUCCUGUAAAAUAUACAGAUUUGGAGCGUUAUCGUGCAGGACAGUUACAAGCUGAAAGAAUGUUGGAAGCACGAGAGCAAUCACAUAGACAACAAAUACAUAGAUUAGAAAAUCAAGUUGCUUUAUUGAGGGAUCAGUUGGCAGAAGAAACUAAGAGACGUCAAGCAUAUAUUAAUAAAACUGCCAAAGCAAGUCGUGAGGCAAUGGCAUUACGACAAGCUCUUGAUAAGUCUUUGACUAAAAUAGCUCAAGAUCCAUCACCAGAUGCUACAUUAUUAAAACAUGAAGCACAUACUCUGCACCAUGCAAUUCCACUACCUAAAUAAUUAUUAAAAAAUUAUUUUGCAAAUUAUAUGAUAAUUAAUGAUUAUAAUUUACUUACUAAAAAAGCACAAUUAAAACUAUACAUAUUUUUAUAAUUUUUUAUUAUAUAUUAAGUUAUUUAGAUAGUUAAAAUUUUAUUGUAGAAAAUUG